AGACUUAUCAUGCAUGGCGCGUAACCUUCAUAAACUGUCUGACAAUAUCCUCAAAGACAAGACAGGCAUUUCUGUUCAGACACAAACAUGGUUCAGCUUGUUUACAUAUUUGGACAACUACUUCUUAUUACUAGUGCAUAUGGCGCUUUGGGCAACAGAUUCGAGCGGCAGACGUCAACAGGAUGUCCAAUAGAUUUUAUAAAACACGACAGUUCCUGUUACCACAUCUUCGCUACACCCACUUUAAAAUGGUGGGAUGCAAUGGCAUAUUGUGGAAUAUAUGCGGACGGUGAAGGAUCACUUGCAAGCAUUGAGUCUGAGUCGGAACAGUUGUUCCUUGAGAAAGAACUGAAGACAAAAUACCCAAAUCCUGUUCAAAAGGACUUUUGGUUGGGAGCUAAUGACAUCACGCACGAGGGCACAUGGGUUUGGAUAAAGAAAGACGAGUACGUGCAAAUGUACACUAAUUGGGCACCGGGCGAGCCGAACAGUGGGACAGGUGAAAAUUGCCUGGCAUUAUUUGACAUGGAGCAAUAUAAAUGGAAUGAUGCGCCGUGCGAUUUACCAGAGGGUUUCAUUUGCGAAGUCCCAGUACGAAAUGGAAAUGCAAUAAUCGGCUGAGUUAGAAUCAGUAACAUGAAUAAAGAAUACAUAAAAAGAAAACAA
Messenger RNA from Ruditapes philippinarum (Manila clam), 666 nucleotides. RefSeq names its product perlucin-like. The record is from RefSeq and is a predicted model, not a curated record. NCBI's taxonomy places the organism in Eukaryota, Metazoa, Mollusca, Bivalvia, Venerida, Veneridae. The transcript is spliced from 5 exons. Bases 88 to 621 code for a protein of 177 amino acids.